Messenger RNA from Equus quagga, 2040 nucleotides. It is a transcript of the gene SYPL1, whose product is annotated as synaptophysin like 1. Lineage: Eukaryota; Metazoa; Chordata; Mammalia; Perissodactyla; Equidae. The transcript is spliced from 5 exons. The record is from RefSeq and is a predicted model, not a curated record. The coding region runs from base 91 to 810 and encodes 239 amino acids. Gene Ontology annotation, cellular component: synaptic vesicle membrane; synaptic vesicle.
UCUCCGCCCUUCCUCGCCCGGGCGCCGGCCGCGUCGGUCCCCCGCCUCCUCGGCCCUCCGCGCUGACUCUCUCCCUCCUUCCUUCAGAGGAUGUCCUCCUUCCAGCUCAACCUGAGCCCGCUCAAGGAGCCGCUCGGCUUCAUCAAGGUCCUGGAGUGGAUUGCUUCUAUCUUUGCUUUCGCCACCUGUGGAGGUUUUAAGGGCAAAACGGAAAUUCAAGUGUCUUGUCCUAAAAAUCCUGAAAAUAGAACUAUUACAGCCGCUUUUGGUUAUCCAUUCAGGUUGAAUCAGGCGGCGUUCCAGGCCCCCCCGGGGGUGAAUGUGUGUGAUGUGGAGUGGAGAGACCACGUGCUCAUCGGGGACUACUCCUCCUCGGCGCAGUUCUACGUCACCUUCGCCGUCUUCGUCUUCCUCUACUGCAUGGCCGCGCUCCUGCUCUACCUCGGCUACACGAGCCUGUAUCGCGACAGCCGGAAGCUCACCAUGACGGACUUUGUCGUUACUCUUGUUGCCACUUUUUUGUGGUUGGUGAGCACUUCAGCCUGGGCGAAAGCUCUUACAGAUAUUAAAAUAGCUACCGGUCCCAAUAUUGUCCGAGAACUUGGACCUUGUAAUCAAAGAGUGACGUGUCAUUUUGGCUCUGUGACUAGUAUGGGAUCCCUAAAUGUAUCUGUGAUCUUCGGCUUUCUGAAUAUGAUACUUUGGGGAGGAAAUGCGUGGUUUGUGUACAAGGAGACCAGCUUACACAGUCCAUCAAAUACUUCUGCUUCCCAUGGCCAAGGAGGUGUUCCCCCUCCUUCCGGGAUCUAAUGAAAGGGAAAAGUACACUGUAUGAAAUACGGGGCUCUACUAUGACCUGUUGCCAACAUCUUGAGAAGCAUUAUUGGUUUCUAAUAAAAGUAAUGGCCUUUUCAAUAAAUUGGUGGGUUUAAAAUUUUGCUGCUUUUUUACAUAAAACCUGUGCCUUUCCUAGAGAUUUAAGAUGUAAAUGUAUUCCCACGUGUAAAUUUGAAAAUUCAGGGGCCUAUUAUGAGAUAAUACACAUUUUUAAAUGAACAGAAAUUUCUUCACUAAGUUGUUUGCCUUCCAAAGUGUUUACUCCUUAAGCCGUAACAUAUAUGUUGUCUCAGAAGAGUUCUGUUGUCACGUCAUAAUAGGAAGAAGAUCUCUACUUAGAAUAUACACUACUGAAGUUUGUAUAUAGCUCAUAGACCUAAGACCUGUCUUUGUUUAAGAACUCCUUGAUUACAUAAAUCAUAGUUCAGAAUUCAUAUCUGAACAUUGUUUAUAUGUUAUGAAAAAUUUUUAAUCACAAAGACUGGGAGUAUGUUUUAUUUCUGUUUUUCUAAAUGAACUACAGUACUUCAUAGGUGUACUAAGAUUGUUUUGGGAGUGGGGUUUGGAAAUUUCUAAUAGACGUAUGGUUUUAAUUUAGUAAUUCUGUUGCAUGAGGUGUAAGCAUCCAUUAUGCUGGUUGUUCAGUAGACUUGCUGUCUGAGUAGAAAGCACAUGGUUCAACUAGAAGUUUGACAUGUGUGGGCAUGGCUCUUUAGUGGUGUGUGUUUGCUGUCCUUUCUUGCUUAUGCUAUUUAAGUGUAGGCUGAGACCUAGUCUCCUUGCAAGUGGAGUGAAGUAAUCCACCCUUUUUGCAGACCCUAUUCAUGGGGUUAAAACAAAAUUAAGAUUGCCUUUUACUUUUGAAACACUUAACAUUUAGAUUCAAUGAAGUUGCUAUUUUGAGUUUAGCAUUGAUAUUGUGGAAAUAAAUGUGAUGUGGAUUUCGUGUUUCUUAAUGUUUAUUCUGGGUGAUUAGGAAUUAUGCAUCGUAAACAGGAACCUAAGGAGUUGUAUUAUGGGCGCACUGUCUUUGUACACACAUCUGGCUGUGUUCUGAAUACAGGGCUUCUUCACAUUUUACUUAUAUGUGAAGUGCAUCUUGUUAUUACCUUAAUUUUGUUGCUUUUGUUCAUGACAAGAAUUGUCAAUAUGAGAAUGUAUAUCUUUUAUGCAACCAAGUUAAUAAAGAAGUUAAAAGAAAAA